GGCAGCAGAAGGAGCCUCGAGACCGUGGACGGCACCAUGGGGCUGCGGGGGCUGUUCUGCCUGUGCCUGGUGUCCCUCCUCGCCCUGCAGGCCGUGCCUGCUCAGGGGUCACCCACAGGCAGUCCCAAAGGCAUUAAGAAUCGACAGCCUGUGGACACAAGUGUCGACGGCGUGGUCAUCCGGAGUUUGAAAGUCAACUGCAAAGUCACCUCUCGCUUUGCCCACUAUGUCAUCACCAGCCAAGUGGUCAACAGCGCCAAUGAAGCCAAGGAAGUGGCCUUCGAUGUGGAAAUCCCCAGGACAGCCUUCAUUAGUGACUUUGCCAUCACAGCAGAUGAAAACACAUUUGUUGGGGACAUAAAGGACAAAGUGACUGCCUGGAAGCAGUACCGGAAAGCAGCCAUCUCAGGAGAGAACGCCGGCCUCGUCAGGGCCUCGGGGAGAACGAUGGAGCAGUUCGCCAUCCACAUCACUGUCGGUCCCCGGAGCAAGGCCACGUUCCGGCUGACCUACGAGGAGGUGCUGAGGCGACGGUUUAUGCAGUAUGACAUCAUCAUCAAGGUCAAGCCCAAGCAGCUCGUGCAGCAUUUUGAGAUUGACGUAGACAUCUUCGAGCCCCAGGGGAUCAGCAAGCUGGAUGCCCAGGCCUCCUUCCUCAGCAAGGAACAGGCAGCCCAACUGAUCAAGAAGUCCUUCUCAGGGAAAAAGGGUCACGUGCUUUUCCGCCCCACAGUGGGCCAGCAGCAAUCUUGCCCUUCAUGCUCUACGACCUUGCUGAAAGGGGACUUCAAGGUGACCUAUGAUGUCAAUCGGGACAAGCUCUGCGACCUCCUGGUCACCAAUAACCACUUUGCCCACUUCUUUGCCCCGCAAAACCUGACGAAACUGAACAAGAACGUGGUUUUUGUGAUUGACAUCAGCUCCUCCAUGGAAGGCCAGAAAUUGAAGCAGACCAAGGAGGCACUCCUUAAAAUCCUGGGGGACAUGCGGCCAGGGGACUACUUCAACCUGGUCCUCUUUGGGUCUGCAGUGGUGUCAUGGAGGGACUCGCUGGUGCAGGCAACCGCCGCCAAUCUGGACGCGGCUCAGAACUUCGUGCGGCGUUUCUCCCUGGCCGGGUCUACAAACAUGAAUGAUGGUUUGCUCCAGGGAAUUGAGAUCUUGAACAAAGCUCAGGGAAGCCUCCCAGAACUCAGCAACCAUGCCUCCAUUCUCAUCAUGUUGACAGACGGCGAGCCCACAGAGGGGGUGACGGAUCGUUCUCAAAUCCUCAAGAAUGUCCGCAAGGCCAUCCAGGGCAGGUUCCCGCUCUACAACUUGGGCUUCGGCCACAACUUGGACUUGAACUUCCUGGAGGUCAUGUCCCUAGAGAACAACGGACGUGCCCAGAGGAUCUAUGAAGACCAUGAUGCCACCCAGCAGCUGCAGGGUUUCUACGACCAGGUAGCCAACCCCUUGCUGACGGAUGUGGAGUUGCUGUACCCCCAGGAUACCGUCUCAGCCCUGACCCAGCACCACCAUAAACAGUACUAUGAAGGCUCGGAGAUCAUGGUGGCUGGGCGCAUCGCUGACCACAAACUGAGCAGCUUCAAAGGAGAUGUGCGGGCUUACAGGGAGGGCCAAGAAUUCAAGACAACCUGCCUGGUGGAUGAGGAAGAGAUGAAGAAACUGCUCCAAGAGCGGGGCCACAUCCUGGAGAACCAUGUCGAACGCCUAUGGGCCUACCUCACCAUCCAGGAGCUGCUGGACAAGCGGAUGAAGCUGAAGGGGGAGGAGAAGGCCAAUGUGUCAGCCAAGGCCCUGAAGAUGUCAAUGGACUAUCAGUUCGUGACCCCGCUGACCUCAAUGACCAUCAGGGGCAUGGCGGACCAGGACGGCCAUGAGCCCAUCAUUGACAAGCCUCUGGAGGAUUCUCCACCCUUGGAGAUGCUGGGACCCAGAAAGACAUUUGUGUUAGCGGCCUCGCAGCCUUCUCCAACGCGCCCCAGCUCCAACACCCCACAUUUGCCAAACAAAGUGACCUACGUGGACACUGACCCCCACUUCAUCAUCCACGUGCCCCAGAAGAAGGACGCCCUAUGCUUCAAUAUCAACGAGGAGCCUGGAGUGGUCCUCAACCUGGUGCAGGACCCUGACACAGGCUUCUCAGUGAAUGGGCAGCUCAUUGGCAAGGAGGCCCGAAGCCCUGGACAGCAUGAGGCCACGUACUUUGGACGGCUGGGGAUCGCAAACCCCGCAACAGGCUUUCAGCUGGAAGUGACUCCUCAGAACAUUACGCUGAACCCUGGCUCCGGUGGACCCGUGUUCUCCUGGAGGGACCAGGCCUCACUGCGGCAGGACGAGGUGGUGGUGACCAUCAACAGGAAGAGGAACCUGGUGGUGUCUGUGGAGGACAGGGGCACCUUUGAGGUCGUCCUGCACCGGGUAUGGAAGGGGAGUGCUGUCCACCAGGACUUCCUGGGCUUCUACGUGCUGGAUAGUCACAGGAUGUCAGCGCGGACGCAUGGGCUGCUGGGACAAUUCUUCCAUCCCUUUGAUUACCAAGUGUCCGACCUCCAUCCAGGCACUGACCCCACAAAAACAGACGCCACAAUGGUGGUGAAGAACCGCCGGCUAACAGUCACUAGGGGCUUACAAAAAGACUACAGCAAGGACCCCCGGCAUGGGACUGAGGUGACCUGCUGGUUCAUCCACAACAAUGGGGAUGGACUGAUUGACGGCAUUCACACUGACUAUAUUGUCCCUGACAUCUUCUGAGCCCCCGGUCAGCACAUUGGUCUUCCUUUGGGACCAUGGCAGAGGAGGAGGGCAGCAUCAUGACCUGCUACCAAGGCCACACCUCUCUAUCCAAGCUGGUCCCCUAUGUCAAAGCACUCAUGACUUCUAUUAAAGAGAGGCUAUGU
Camelus dromedarius (Arabian camel) is the source of this 2903-nucleotide messenger RNA. It is a transcript of the gene ITIH1, whose product is annotated as inter-alpha-trypsin inhibitor heavy chain 1. The transcript has 22 exons. The coding region runs from base 37 to 2757 and encodes 906 amino acids. The record is from RefSeq and is a predicted model, not a curated record. Gene Ontology annotation, biological process: hyaluronan metabolic process. Lineage: Eukaryota; Metazoa; Chordata; Mammalia; Artiodactyla; Camelidae. Gene Ontology annotation, molecular function: serine-type endopeptidase inhibitor activity.